Messenger RNA from Lodderomyces pseudojiufengensis, 2487 nucleotides. RefSeq lists its product as uncharacterized. NCBI's taxonomy places the organism in Eukaryota, Fungi, Ascomycota, Pichiomycetes, Serinales, Debaryomycetaceae. Gene Ontology annotation, molecular function: protein binding. The transcript has a single exon. The record is from RefSeq and is a predicted model, not a curated record. Bases 1 to 2487 code for a protein of 828 amino acids.
AUGAUACGGCGCAUCUUUCAGAUUAGAAAUACAGUUCCAGUGUUAAUACGAAGUAGACACUUCUCGAAACAGUCAUUCACGCGCAGAAAUUUACUUACGAUACCAAAAUUAAUAAUAGAAGAACCUGUUAAAUAUAGCAACAAGCAACUACAAACUCACCAGGAGGAAAUUGCAAAUUACAAAUUAGAUUCAAAACUACCGUCAAAGUUAAAAAAUCAAUUAAUUAAUUCAAAAAUAGAGUCCGCUAUUAACCUAGAUAAUAACGACCCUGAUAUUUUAAAUUUAAUUGAAUUUGCAUUAUCUGACUCCCAACAAUCCAUACCAUUAAAUACAUCAAUUUUUGUCUUUAAUAAUUUAUACGAUCAAUUGAUCAAAGUCAAACCCAUUUUCCUAGAAUCAAUCAUCAAAAGUCUACUAUCCAACACUAAUUCCUUACCAGAUGAAACUAUAAUUCUACUCCUCGAUUACAUAUCGAAACAACGAGGCACAAAAUUUAAAAUGAGGGACAUAUACGAGAGAUUUAUCGGGACGAAAGAACUGGGUAAUGAAUUUGUAUCUAAGUACUUGACCUUCUUACUUGAAUCCAAAAAACUUCGACUACAACAUUUUGAAGACUUAGUGCAUUUCAAAAUUAAUGAUAAUUUCAUAACAACUUUAAAUCGGUAUCUAGAAUCUUUAUUUGAAGGUUACGUUCCAGAUAGUCAUUGUUGGGAAAAUUUGGAGUAUAGUAUAGAUAGAGUUCAAAUACUAUUAAAUGAGGCUAUAGACAAAGCGGAUUUGAACCAGUUAUCUAUGAAUUCAAUUUUCACUUUAUACAAGCUCAAUGAAGAAUUUUUACUGGUCAAUAAUUGUGAAGCGUCCCUUAACAGCCAGACAAUACUAAUAAGGAAUUUGGAUUCUAGAUGCAAUCAAAUGAUGGAAUUUCUCACAAAUCAUGAGAUUGAAGAAUCAACUUUGGAAAAUUUACUUAUUGCACUUAAAUCAAAUAACUCAAAAUUAUUGGACUCAUUUCUCAAUUCGUUUCUGUCCAACGAGAAAUACUCAGACUUGUUUAAACUACAAACAAAAAUCAUUGGUACGAAUAAUGUCAAAUCGGAAGAGUUAAUUGAUCAUUUGCAGGCCUUAGAAUUGUCCCAAAGUAACUUUGAAACAAUCAUUCACACUGUUUCAAAAACGAAUCCAGAUUUAGUGGACGAAAUAAUUGAAUUUUACAAAGAUGAAAGCAUAGACCCUACUCCCAUGAUUUACAAAUACAAAUUGGAUCAGCUUAUUUCCCAAAAUAAUUAUGAUGAAGCUAUACGUACAUUUAACAAUUCAACUACGAAAAUAUCAUGGUCAGAUCAAAUUGAUAACCCAACUAUUUUAAAGACGCUAAAUGAUUUAAUUCAAUGCAUAUGCUCAAAUUUGAAUAUCAGAGAAGCAUUUCCUCUAUUUCAAAAGAUAAAAGCCAAUAUGAAUCAACAACAAAUCAACAUUGACUCAUUAAAUGUCCUUAUUCCAAAAAUGCUUGAUGAAAAUUUAGUUGGUGAUACGAUUGAAACUUUGAAAAGGGAAUUACCAGAUUUGAGCAAACAUCUUGCAAAAUUACCAACUGACCAACCUUAUGGUGAGAAGUAUCUACAGCUAUUCAUAACCAUUCAUGAUUAUUGCAUUACCAACGUGUCGGAUUCGACUAUCAAAAACAAUUGGUAUCUAUUCAUACAACUUUACAAGUACUUCAACAUUCCGGAGAAUAAAAUAUUGCCGACUUUAAAAUUUUUUUGUGAAAACAAAAGAUGGAACUCAGCUUUACUUAUUUUUACCAAAAUGUGUGACUUACAUCAAUUACAUGGAGAUCAUAAUUAUCCUCCUCCAUCAAAGGAAAUAUAUGCUUAUUUACUUCAUGAAUUUGGUAAUAAUUUAUAUGAGGAAGGAGUUGUGGAAAUUCACGAUUGGUUAAAGAUGGACACAUCCAUUUCACAAAUAGAUUUACAAUUGAACAACAUCUUAAUGAACUCUUAUUGCAAUUUGCAAGAUGUUUCAAAAGUUCGGGAUUUAUUCAUAACUGCUAAUGUUAACCAUCAAAUUGAUGAAGAAAGUGCUGUAAUUUUAAUAAAAGCGUAUACUUAUAAUGAUUUAAAUUAUGUUGAGAAAUUUUACAAUAAUUUAUCACAAUUUGAUUUGUUUCCUACUGCUAAAAUAUAUAAACAAUAUUUGAUAGCAUAUGCUUAUUAUGGUCAAAUUGAUAAAGUAUUCGAACUAUUAGAAGAACAUAAAGAUGAGUUUGAAGUGACUGAAGAUUUAUUAAUGAAUAUAUAUAAUUAUUGUUACAUUAAAGAUAAACAAAUUCAGAUACCCAAAUUAGCAACUGAGAAAUAUCCGGAAAUAUGGUCUAAUGUUGUUGAAAAUAGAUUUUUGAUUGAUAGUGAUGGAUACAAACCCCAUGAACAUUUUUUGGUGGAUGGAUCUACUAAGGAAAUAAUACCACCAAAAUCUAUUGAAUCAUGA